AUUUUGCUUCUUUUUGGUGGACUAAUUUAAUUAAAAUGUAAAUGAAUUCCGUACGUGGCGUUUCGAUGUGAUAUUUUGAGUGACUAGUCAACGUAUCUCUUUAAAAAUGCUCAACGUAGAGAAAACUUGUCGAACGUGCAUGAAAAGCUGUGAAAUAUUAAUCGGGCUCUAUGAACCUGUGAAGUCGGAAAAUGAAGAAAGUCCUACUCUGUCGGAGAUUUUGGAAGUCUGUACAGCUACGCAGGUGUCUAAAGAAGACGGGUUUCCUCAAAAGUUAUGUGAGGAAUGCGUCAAAGCACUGCAGUUCACUUACUCCUUCCGAACGCAAGUGCUCAACUCAUAUGAAGAGUUCAGAAAACUAAUUCAGGCUCAAGCAAAUGUCAAAAAUGAAGAUAUUGAUGUGGAGCUCAAGACAGAAAGUCAAUUUAACUACGAUUUCUGUUACGACGAUUUCCUACUCGAUGACUUUACCAAACAUGAGACUGAAGACAAAACUUAUGAGUGUAGCAUAUGUAACAAGCAGUAUACUAAUGAAAAAAGGUUUAUAAACCAUUUAAAGACUCAUGGAGAGCCGGAUUUGCCUUGUCCCGUUUGUACUAAAACUUUUCAUAAGCAGUCUGCUCUGAACCGGCACCUUGGGAAGCACCAUAAAUGUAAUAUUUGCCUUAAUUACUUUGAAACAGAAAAGUUACUAUUAGAACAUAUGACUGAGCACGUAGAUGUUGAGAUUAAGACUGAACAGGAGGAAAAUCUGUACAAAUGUUCGGAAUGUGAUGUAGUGUAUACUAAGCAGAGAUCUUUAGCCAUGCAUAUGAAGAAACAUAAAGGCAAGAAAAAGGAGAAAAGUUUCUUUUGUGACGUUUGUGGAAAGCAGUUUGCGUUGAAGACGUUGCUUCGGAGACAUAUGAAGCUGCAUAGUGAGGAGCGACCAUAUCAAUGCGUGAAGUGUAACAAGAGUUACUCGAGGCAUGAUCAGUAUACUGAGCAUAUGAAUAGGCAUAACGGGGUCAAACCUAAUGUGUGCCCACAUUGUAAUAAAGCAUUCAGCCAGCUCUGCAGCCUGAAAGACCACAUUCGCACACACACUGGGGAAACCCCGUACCUCUGCUCUGAGUGUGGCAAGGGCUUCAAUAACAGCUCUAAUUUACGGCAGCACAUGAUAAGACACACCGGACUGAAGCCAUUUGCUUGUAACUUGUGCCCUAAGAGGUUUUCUACUAAAGGUCAAAUGACGUGUCACAUUGGCACCCACACCGGCGUGCACCCAUACAAAUGCGAAGAAUGUGGUGCCGCGUUCACCAAGCCCAACUCGCUGAAGAAACACAAACUGAUUCACUUGGGCAUCAAACCCUUCGCCUGCGAUACAUGUAGCAUGAGGUUCUCAUGCAAGGACCAUCUCAAGCGGCACUAUCGCAUACACACCGGAGAGAAACCUUACAAGUGCAAGUACUGCGACCGAGCCUUCACUCAGAGCAACGACUUGGCCAAACACACCAGGAUGCAUGUCGGACAGAAUAUUUACCAAUGCACCCAAUGCGACAUGCGCUUCCGUCUGCUCAGCGAGCUCAAGCAGCACUACCCCUCCCACUACCUCUCCGCCGAACCCCUCCCUCUCUCCCUGCCCCUCGCCACCCAACCCCUCCCGAUCUCUCUCCCUCUCCCUAAGCAAGACGUGGUGCUGCUCAAGCCUGAGAAUAAGGAUACUGAGGGGACUAUAACUAUCACCUUCAGUAGCAACGGGAUGGACAAGGAUGGCCUGCAUGGGAACAUUACUAUUGAUAUUACGCCGCAGAACUAGACUAAAAUGUUAGAGUUAGGGCCUAUUUUAUGUACGUUAGUUACAUUGCGGUCUGUUGAGGUUACAUCCGAUUUAGCCGACCAAUUGACUCGUGUAAAUCUGCCCUUAAACCAGGCUAACUCUGCAGCGAAUUUGAUUUGGGCCGAUUUUGGAAUAUAUUCUAUUUCGUUCAAUACUUGUUAGAAAUUAAAUUUAUAGAAAACGAGUCGUUAACACUAGAUUAUUUGUCUCUAUCGCUCGUUUUUCAAAAGUCACUACUGCCAGUAGUAAUAUUUAUCGUUCAAACAAAACUUUAAGUGACGAAAUUGAGCGCUUGAAAUAA
This is a messenger RNA of Leguminivora glycinivorella, 2120 nucleotides long. Its product is annotated as gastrula zinc finger protein XlCGF57.1-like. The transcript has 6 exons. The coding region runs from base 107 to 1798 and encodes 563 amino acids. Lineage: Eukaryota; Metazoa; Arthropoda; Insecta; Lepidoptera; Tortricidae. Gene Ontology annotation, molecular function: zinc ion binding. The record is from RefSeq and is a predicted model, not a curated record. Gene Ontology annotation, cellular component: nucleus.